Haliotis rufescens (red abalone) is the source of this 548-nucleotide messenger RNA. RefSeq lists its product as uncharacterized. Bases 99 to 443 code for a protein of 114 amino acids. NCBI's taxonomy places the organism in Eukaryota, Metazoa, Mollusca, Gastropoda, Lepetellida, Haliotidae. The transcript is spliced from 5 exons. The record is from RefSeq and is a predicted model, not a curated record.
AAGUCGGUAAAUCACAUCGAAAACCCAAGUUCUGGUCGCAGUGAGAAGCUCUGGAUGCCUUGAGGAGGGUUCACCAGCUCUGCUUCAACAACGUUGACAUGGAUCUUACCAACGUCAUCAACAGUCAAGGCAGACAUCUUUCUUCAAGAAAUCUGCCCAAAAGGAAAAACACUGAAAUUGGACCAGUAAAGCUGCAAGAUUUUGUCGGCCAGUCAAAAGUGGACGCUGCAAUCCAAGGUGAAACUUUCUUUCUCAUGGUGGGGCACACGCAUGAAGAUUUGGAUCAACUGUUUAGUGUAUUUGCAAGGGAACUUAGACAGAAGCCUGCAACAACCCGCGAUGCCCUCCUUCAAGAUUGGGGACAUCCGGACACCCACCACCAAGCUAUCAGACUUCAAGCCCUUCAUGCCUGCCCCAAGGGAAGCGACAACCCUCCCAACUAAAGUUCAAGAGGCAAUAGAGAAGAACAAUGAAAAACUGCAAAAACAAUCAAAGAUCACUCUGACAAAGCACCGAAGACAAGCGUCAGUAUCAGAACAAUAAAGAAG